Molecule: messenger RNA, 1462 nt
Organism: Cynocephalus volans (Philippine flying lemur)
Lineage: Eukaryota; Metazoa; Chordata; Mammalia; Dermoptera; Cynocephalidae
Gene: METTL18
Product: methyltransferase 18, RPL3 N3(tau)-histidine
Exons: 2
Coding region: 318-1439 (373 amino acids)
Biological process (GO): peptidyl-histidine methylation, to form tele-methylhistidine
Molecular function (GO): protein-L-histidine N-tele-methyltransferase activity
Source: RefSeq, a predicted model, not a curated record
CUUGAGGCGAGGUUUCUCAGCCGGGAGGUCCUAGGACACUCCGGGCAAGCGAGCAUCCCCCGGUCUGGAUCGCUGUAAACGUUCCACUGAGAUGGGACGCUGCGGAGAGAGCUAAAUUGAAAGAAGAGCAAAGUCCUCUUAAAAAGUCAUUUGGAAACAUCACUAAAUAUUUGUUACGGUGUAUAAGCAGCUAAAAAGAAAUUGGCCCCCAAAAAACUAAUUGAAUAAUUGAGACAGAUUUAUGUGUAUUAUUAAAUUUUAUCCAGAAGUGGAAGAAUAUUCUUUGACUUUAAGGAUUGUGUGCAUUUAACAAGAGGAUGACCUUUCAAUUUAAUUUCAUUGUAGAAGACCAUUUGGGAAAUGAAUUAACACCCAUAGGAAAUGGAGCUUUAACCCUGGAUUCCUCAAAAGAGUCGUCAAUCUCAGAUAGUCAAAAAGGAAAACAGAAGGAACAAAAAGGUUCUACAGAACAAUUUCACUUGCCUCAGGAUCACUUGUUGGAACAUAAAUCAAUGAAAAAUGCAGCUCUCUCUCAAGACACAGACAGCCCACUCAGUGCAGCUAACAGUUUAAGUAACUUGGAGCCACAUGAAAAACAGCCCUGCUCGAGAGUUGCCAAAGAGCAUGCUCUGCCUAAGGAUUUAAAGAAAGUGUUAGAAAAUAAAGUCCUAGAAACAUUACCAGGUCUCCAGCAUGUUAACAUAUCAGUAGUGAAAACCAUGUUGUUGAAAGACAGUUUCCCUGGAGAAAACAUAGUUUCAAAAAGCUUUUCUUCUCACUCUGAUCUGAUUACAGGUGUUUAUGAAGGAGGCUUAAAAAUCUGGGAAUGUACCUUUGACUUCCUGUCUUAUUUCACAAAAGCCAAAGUGAAAUUCGCUGGGAAAAAAGUGUUGGAUCUUGGCUGUGGAUCAGGGUUGCUGGGUAUAAUUGCAUUCAAGAGAGGGGCCAAAGAAAUUCAUUUUCAAGAUUAUAACAGUAUGGUAAUUGAUGAAGUGACCUUACCUAAUGUAGUGGCUAAUUCUACUUUGGAAGAUGAAGAAAAUAGUAUAAAUGAACCAGAGGUGAAAAGAUGCAGGAAAUCAAAAGUAGCACAAGAACUAUAUAAAUGCCGGUUCUUUUCUGGGGAGUGGUCUGAGUUUUGUAAGCUUGUACUAAGCAGUGACAAACUCUUUGUAAAAUAUGAUCUCAUUCUCACCUCAGAAACCAUUUACAAUCCGGAUUAUUAUAAUACUUUGCACCAGAUAUUCCUUGGACUCUUAGAUAGAAAUGGACGGGUGCUUUUGGCCAGCAAAGCACAUUAUUUUGGUGUAGGUGGAGGUGUUCAUCUGUUUCAGAAGUUUGUAGAAGAAAGGGAUGUAUUUGAGACUAGAACCCUCAAAAUAAUUGAUGAAGGAUUAAAGAGGUUCCUAAUUGAAAUAACUUUUAAGUUCUCCAGUUAAAGUUCACUGAGUGUCCUGAGUAA